CGCAAGAUCACCAACAAAACAAACCUGUAGCAUUAUUAAAGUUUGCCGUGAUGGCAUUACUCGCGGAAAAAGCGAAACUACUUUUGAUUCUCUUUAUUUUAUGGUGUGGGUAUCUUGCGCUCGGAAUGCUUGUGUUUACUGCAUUGGAAGGCAAAGACGAGGUCGAGGAAGAGGAGACGAAAUGGAAUCACGGUGAUUCUGUCUGGUUUUCGUUCGUAUUACUGACAACUGUUGGUAAGUAGUUAGAGCCAGACAUAGCGAGUCGAACUUCCUUAGAUUUUUGUUGUGAGAUGCCUCGAUGCUCAGUAACAAAGUUUUCGACGAUUUCAUGGAUGCUCGACCUAAUCAAAACAAAACUAAUUCAUUUACCAUUCUACCGGCAAAUUGAAGGCUUCUUGAAAGGAUGAAGUUUUCUCGUAAAUCAGUUUCAAAAUAAGAUUCACUGAAUUACUCUUUGAUACUAACCCAAAAUCAAUGAUGAAUCUCGUUUGAAGUUUUCUUUGUAAUUUAUUUCAUUUUUCAAAACACAAUCAACCAAAUUUGAGACACAAUUAAUAUUUUGCGAAAAAUUGAAGGUUUAUCAUUCAAACUUAAAAUAAACGGCUUGAUUCACUCACGGAACAAAGGCCAAGAACUAUGGAAACUUGAAUUCUAUUUCAAGAGGAUAGUUUUAUCGGUUUCACGAAAUGUAUGUUGCAAAUUGAAAAAGCGAUAAUUUUCACCUGCUUAAAACUCUAAUGUAACCACCGAUGAAGCUACCAGAUUCGACAGUUCAUCGUCGCUGUUUGAAUAUAAAAUUCAUACAUAUUCAUAAUUUUUAUAUGAAUUUUAGAAUUUUUGAUGGCUGAUAGCCCCUUUAAAAAGUCAAGCUGUGCAUCUGUUUUGUGCUUUAUAUGAAAACUUCCUCUCAGCGUCUUAGGUAGCCCAUGGUUUUAGUCACUAAAUAUCGAAGCCAGCUGUCUUUGACUAAUUCGGCUUUUCUUGUGAUUACCAUGCAUAAUCUCGUAGCACAACGGGGAAGAGCUCUAAUUGGCUCACUUGAUAAUCAUUGACGGUCUCAACAAAUUAUCAAAUUAGUUUUCUUUCAGCUACAAGUCUUUUACAAAAACACUUGUCGGGAAGAGCUUAUCGUUUGUUGACAGCGGAAACCAGCGACGAGAGUCUUCUCCCUCUGCUCCAGUCCUCCGCGCGCCCACUCUUGGGGUAGUCAGGAAUAAAUGUACCGCAUCUUAAAACAUUCUUUGCCGUUUAAUCGGCUCAGAUGUCUUUCCAUUCUAAAUCUCACUUGCCUGCCUCUACAUGUUCCUCAUGAACACAAGCUUAUUUUGGAAACGGUUCUAAUUCAUCUCCUACAGGGAGGGGAGGGAGGGGACACGAUAAAAUCAUGUACCUGAUCCCGCCAUGAGAUUCUGUAUAUACUCUUGGGAUCCUCCCCGGGCAGUUAAUUGGCGGUCAAUUUCUCCUUUCUUUUCUGUUGAUGACGACUGAUGUGAUCCCCGCUCCGUUCCCCCUGAAAACCAUGUGAUCCACCCAAAAUUCUUCCACCCUCCCCCCCGAGGGAAUUAUUAAUGGUACCUAUUUUUCCUUUUUAUCUCGAAUAGGCUAUGGUGAUGUGACACCCAAGACAGGUCUCGGCAAAGGUCUGUGCAUAUUGUACGCCAUUUUUGGCAUCCCUUUGACAAUUCUACUCUUGCGACUUAUUGGCUUGGAAAUGCUUCACAGCGAGAGGAGACUCAUCAACGCUAUCGAGGGACGUUUUUUGAGAAGAAACCGACCACCCCACCACUUGCACCAUAAGUGUUUCCUGCUCGCCAUCUUGUUCUGGUUGUUGCUGCUUCUUGUGGGAGCUGCUGUUCAGAUGUUGGCCGAAGACUGGAGUUAUGGAGAUAGUCUUUACUUCUACACGAUCACCUUCAUGACGGUGGGUUUUGGAGAUCUGGUACCACUCGCGAGGUAUAUCAGCGUACCUCUUACAAUGCUCGGGCUGGCAGCCGUUUCAAAUAUCCUGCAUGGGGCUGCGUCACUUCCGCUGAUCAGACGUAUUACCGCGGGCUCGCUAAGGGAUGAGGAAAUGGCUGAAGUUGAGGAACAAGAAAUAAGCGUUUAGAAGGACUUAUUUCGUUAAUAAAACUGUAAUGUCUGUUAUUGCAGGUUUAACUCAGAUCGCAUGUAGCAAUCAAGUGGCUAGAUCAAUCAGAGUCAAGUUUAACGGAGUGUGACGACUUGUACAAACUUAUUUAAAAGUAUCUAUCGAAAAACGUAUGGAACGUAGCUACCAUAAUGUCGUCCUGAAAUGUAAAAUCAGAAGUACUUCAAAGAUGGGCGUCUAAGUUGAGGUUUGAAUGUAUCGAAAUAGUAUCAAGAUUUAUAAAAGAAAAUUUUACCAUGAAGCUUUUCAAAAUAUCGUCAUUCUAGCGUCGAUUGUUUUUAAAACAACUGUAAUUAAAAAGUUUCUGUAUAAUAGUUCAUCUUUUCUUCUCUCGUAUUACUCAAGAUUUCUUAUGGAAUUUUUCUGAUAAUUUUUAUUAUUAAUUAUCUAAUUUAUUCAUCUGAGUUGUUAGUUUAGCUGAUAGAGAGUGGGUAAGUUUUUUUGCAAAGGAAAAUAAUGGUACCGUUGUUUUUCUUGUUUUUUUUAUCGAUCAUUAUUCUUCUUUCUAAACCUUCAUGUUAGAUUUUGAGCGAUAACUAUUAUUACUUCUGUGUUGUUAACAGAAACAAAAUAUCAAUAACCUUGUGAUCAAAUCACCUCUCUGUAGAAAUAUCAUGGAAAACGCUGAAUAGAUGUAAAAUUUAUGCAUAAAAUUAUACAUAGAUUGACGUAUUUGGUUGCUGGC
This is a messenger RNA of Pocillopora meandrina, 2834 nucleotides long. Lineage: Eukaryota; Metazoa; Cnidaria; Anthozoa; Scleractinia; Pocilloporidae. The record is from the annotation of a GenBank genome assembly.